This is a messenger RNA of Prionailurus viverrinus (fishing cat), 3856 nucleotides long. It is a transcript of the gene CUL2, whose product is annotated as cullin 2. Gene Ontology annotation, cellular component: SCF ubiquitin ligase complex; Cul2-RING ubiquitin ligase complex. Gene Ontology annotation, biological process: SCF-dependent proteasomal ubiquitin-dependent protein catabolic process; protein ubiquitination. The transcript has 21 exons. Gene Ontology annotation, molecular function: ubiquitin protein ligase binding. The record is from RefSeq and is a predicted model, not a curated record. Lineage: Eukaryota; Metazoa; Chordata; Mammalia; Carnivora; Felidae. Bases 849 to 3086 code for a protein of 745 amino acids.
UUAAUUACAAACUAAGCUAACGGCCGUGCUGGGUUCUCGGCUUCGAGGUCUCUUGUUCUCUGGGCUGCGGCCUAGAGCGUCUCCCAUCCCAACCCAAGCUGAGGUACGCGGGCGUUGUGGGUCUUUACCGGCCAGAGGCGCUUCCUGCGGAUUCCCGGGGCUGCUGAGCGGACACCUGGAGCGUCCCCACUCACACGCUCCUGCAGUGUCUGCCAUUCUGAAAGACGCUUUUAGGUCCUGGACUUGAGCUUUCUGGGAAACCCAGCUGGCUUGUUCUCAGACUGCUGCCACCUCAACAGUGACUUUGUGCGUCAGUGUCGUGGAGAAACAGCGACAGUCCCCACUUGGAGAUGUGACAGAGGAAAGGAAGGCUUUUGGUGACAAGCAAAAAUCCCUGCCUUUAAAAAGAGGAGAGUUUAGUUUUCAUCCAGUGGAAACCGAGGGCUUUCCAGUAAGAGGAACGUUGCUGACCCGUUAUAAACUAGGAACCCACUUACGCAUACUCAGAACGAAAUGGAGGCUUUGUAGCCUAUAGAUAAGUCUCUUUACAUUAAGGAAAAACGAAUUCAAACAAUGAUUACCACCCAACUUUAUAGUACUCAGGAAUGUGUCAUGCCCAAAGCCAGUGUCAAGGACACCACUUGAAAAGUUGCUGAGAAAAAAAAAAAUCUGUCAACGUAGAGCAGGUAGAAAAGGGAAGCUUUGUGAAAUAUUAGAAUCCCCGUAGAGUGGGAGAAAAUUCUGAACUGUCUUCACUGCCAGUUUUUGGCCAACCUGAACUACUUUCAGCUGUAAUGCAUACUAACAGAAAUAAGAGGAAAACCUGAUUUCAACACUAAACUUGCACAAUGUCUUUGAAACCAAGAGUAGUAGAUUUUGAUGAGACAUGGAACAAACUUUUAACGACAAUCAAAGCUGUUGUCAUGUUGGAAUACGUUGAAAGAGCAACAUGGAACGAUCGCUUCUCAGAUAUCUAUGCUUUAUGUGUGGCCUAUCCUGAACCCCUUGGAGAAAGACUUUAUACAGAAACUAAGAUUUUUUUGGAAAAUCACGUACGGCAUUUGCACAAGAGAGUUCUGGAGUCUGAAGAGCAAGUACUUGUUAUGUAUCAUAGGUAUUGGGAGGAGUAUAGCAAAGGUGCAGACUAUAUGGACUGCUUGUAUAGGUAUCUCAACACCCAGUUUAUUAAAAAGAAUAAAUUGACAGAAGCUGACCUUCAGUAUGGCUACGGUGGUGUAGAUAUGAAUGAACCACUUAUGGAAAUAGGAGAGCUAGCAUUGGAUAUGUGGAGGAAAUUGAUGGUUGAACCACUUCAGACCAUCCUUAUCCGAAUGCUGCUCCGAGAAAUAAAAAAUGAUCGUGGUGGAGAAGACCCAAACCAGAAAGUAAUCCAUGGGGUUAUUAACUCCUUUGUUCAUGUUGAACAGUAUAAGAAAAAAUUCCCCUUAAAGUUUUAUCAGGAAAUCUUUGAGUCUCCCUUUCUGACUGAAACAGGAGAAUAUUACAAACAAGAAGCUUCAAAUUUAUUACAAGAAUCAAACUGCUCACAGUAUAUGGAAAAGGUUCUAGGUAGAUUAAAAGAUGAAGAAAUUCGAUGUCGAAAAUACUUGCAUCCAAGUUCAUAUACUAAAGUGAUUCAUGAAUGUCAGCAACGAAUGGUAGCAGACCACUUACAGUUCUUACAUGCAGAAUGUCAUAAUAUCAUCCGACAAGAGAAAAAAAAUGACAUGGCAAAUAUGUAUGUCUUACUUCGUGCUGUGUCCACUGGUUUACCUCAUAUGAUUCAGGAGCUGCAAAAUCAUAUCCAUGAUGAGGGCCUUAGAGCAACCAGUAAUCUUACUCAGGAAAAUAUGCCAACACUAUUUGUGGAGUCAGUUUUGGAAGUACAUGGUAAAUUUGUUCAACUAAUCAACACUGUUUUAAAUGGUGAUCAGCACUUUAUGAGUGCAUUGGAUAAGGCCCUUACAUCAGUUGUAAAUUACAGAGAACCCAAGUCUAUUUGCAAAGCACCUGAACUGCUUGCCAAGUACUGUGACAACUUACUAAAGAAGUCAGCGAAGGGGAUGACUGAGAAUGAAGUAGAAGACAAACUCACGAGCUUCAUCACUGUUUUCAAGUAUAUCGAUGAUAAAGAUGUUUUUCAAAAGUUCUACGCAAGAAUGCUGGCGAAGCGUUUAAUUCACGGGUUAUCUAUGUCUAUGGAUUCUGAAGAAGCCAUGAUCAAUAAAUUAAAGCAAGCCUGUGGUUAUGAGUUUACCAGCAAGCUUCAUCGGAUGUAUACAGAUAUGAGUGUCAGUGCUGAUCUCAACAAUAAGUUCAACAAUUUUAUCAAAAAUCAAGACACAGUAAUAGAUUUGGGAAUUAGUUUUCAAAUAUAUGUUCUACAGGCUGGUGCAUGGCCUCUUACUCAGGCUCCUUCAUCUACAUUUGCAAUUCCCCAGGAAUUGGAAAAAAGUGUACAGAUGUUUGAAUUAUUUUACAGCCAGCAUUUUAGUGGAAGGAAACUUACAUGGUUACAUUAUCUCUGUACAGGUGAAGUUAAAAUGAACUAUUUGGGCAAACCAUAUGUAGCCAUGGUUACAACAUACCAAAUGGCAGUUCUUCUUGCCUUUAACAACAGUGAAACUGUCAGCUAUAAAGAGCUUCAAGACAGCACUCAAAUGAAUGAAAAGGAACUGACAAAAACAAUCAAAUCAUUACUUGAUGUGAAAAUGAUUAACCAUGAUUCAGAAAAGGAAGACAUUGAUGCAGAAUCUUCAUUUUCAUUAAAUAUGAACUUUAGCAGUAAAAGAACAAAAUUUAAAAUUACUACAUCGAUGCAGAAAGACACCCCACAGGAAAUGGAGCAGACUAGAAGUGCUGUAGAUGAGGACCGGAAAAUGUAUCUCCAAGCUGCUAUAGUUCGUAUCAUGAAAGCACGAAAAGUACUUCGGCAUAAUGCCCUUAUUCAAGAGGUGAUUAGCCAGUCAAGAGCUAGGUUUAAUCCUAGUAUCAGCAUGAUUAAGAAGUGUAUUGAAGUUCUGAUAGACAAACAGUACAUCGAACGCAGCCAAGCGUCAGCAGAUGAAUACAGUUACGUAGCGUGAUGUCGCUCUCCUCUAGUGUGGGUGUGAGAAGAUCAUUGCCAUCACCAUUUGGUGUGUUCCUGUGGGAAAAAGCAGGCCUGUGCCUCCAUAAUUUGGUCAUUUGGCAGCCCCUGUUUUUCUGCUGUUUACAACAUCACCAGUGCCACGUCAUGAGCGUCAGAGAAAAUGCCUAGAGAUAUUUCAAGCUCAUGUCAUUAUGACAUUUCUUAAAACUUUAUUAAAAGAAUGAGUGAAGUAUUGCUGAAAUGUGGAAAUUUGGUUGGGUACCAUGCUUUUUCUCCCCUUCACGUUUGCAGUUGAUGUGUGUUUUUUUUUUUUUAAUGUAUCUUAAAGGACAUAAAAUAAAAAACUUAAAUAUUGUAAUAUGACAGAUAACCUAAUAAUUGUAUCUACAUUAAAAUGACAAACAUGAUAUUGCUGCUUGUCAAAUAAAAAAAAUAAAGAAAUAGAAUGCCUUUUUUAUGUGGAUGGAGCAUCACACAUAAUAGUAUAAAUAUAAAUGUUCAUGAGUCAUCAAAGCAGCUAAUGAAGCUUUAGUUGCAUUUUUAUCUGAAUGGUUUAACUCGCUUUUUACUCCUACUUAAGUCCUACAUGAAAAAUGUCUAGAUUAUUGUUCUUGAAUGCAUAAAAAUGCAUUCAACAUAAAGAAUGUUUUAUUUUUAUGGACUGGAACUACAUUGGAUAUGAGCAUUUUGAAUGUUGAGGAUUUAAUUCUAUCAAGAGUUUCUGGUGAUAUGCUUACACCGCAGAAAUAAAGGAUGAGGAGAAUA